Telopea speciosissima is the source of this 1576-nucleotide messenger RNA. Its product is annotated as probable folate-biopterin transporter 6. The transcript has 4 exons. Gene Ontology annotation, cellular component: membrane. The record is from RefSeq and is a predicted model, not a curated record. NCBI's taxonomy places the organism in Eukaryota, Viridiplantae, Streptophyta, Magnoliopsida, Proteales, Proteaceae. The coding region runs from base 1 to 1521 and encodes 506 amino acids.
AUGCCGCUGAAGGACACUACCACAGAUCAAUCAAACAAGUUCUUAUAUCACCAAAAGAGCCAUCUCUCUCCUCUUCAUCAAAACCAUUCACCAACAACCUUCCUCAUCAUCAUCCGUGAACCUUUCCAAUGGCUCCAUAUGCUCUGCAGAGAACUAAACACAAGCUUUGUUAUGGGUGUUGUCAUAGUCUAUGGUUUCAACCAAGGUUUCUCUUUUUCAUUCUUUAGGGUUGUCUCAGAUUACUAUUGGAAAGAUGUCCAAAAGGUACAACCCUCUUCAGUUCAACUCUUCAUAGGAUUUUAUUACAUCCCUUGGCUUAUGAAACCAAUUUGGGGACUCCUCACAGAUGUCUUCCCUAUCAGAGGUUACCAGCGCCGACCGUAUUUCAUCGUCGCCGGUGUUAUAGGCUUUGCUUCAGCACUUAUAGUAGCUAUUACUGCUAAAUUUUCAGUCCUCAUGGCAUUGCUUUGUCUGAUUGGAGUUACCGCCAGAGUGGCAAUCGCCGAUGUAAUGAUCGAUGCUUGUACCGCAAGGAAUAGUAUCAAAAAACCGGCAUUGGCGCCGGAUAUGCAGAGCCUUUGUAUGUUCUGCUCAUCUGUUGGUGCCUUAAUUGGGUAUUCCACUAGUGGCAUGGUUGUUCAUCAUUUAGGGUCUCAGGCAUCAUUGGGAGUUUUGGCAAUGCCUGCUUUACUACUGGUCUUGUUGGGUUUCUUCAUUUAUGAAUUGAGAAACAAUCGCCCAUGUGAGAAGAAGGUGUUAGAGAAAGUAGGAGGAGCAAUGAGUGGCAUGUACACCACCAUCAAGUGCCCUCAAGUGUGGAAGCCUACUCUCUAUAUGUAUCUCUCUUUGGCCCUCAGUAUCAGCACUCAGGAAGGACAGUUCUACUGGUUUACUAACCCAAAAGCAGGCCCUGCUUUCUCUCAGGAGGUUGUUGGAGUGGUAUAUGCAAUUGGUGCACUGGCCUCUAUUGUAGGAGUCUUAAUCUACCACAAGCUUCUGAAAGACUAUCCCUUUAGAAACCUGCUAUUCUUUGCACAACUUCUUUAUGGAAUCUCCGGCAUGCUCGACCUCAUCUUCGUCCUCCGGUGGAAUCUAAAACUUGGGAUCCCUGACUACUUCUUUGUAGUCACAGAGGAAUGUGUAACUAGAAUCAUAACCAGGAUAAGAUGGAUGCCCAUGAUGGUGCUUAACACUAGACUUUGCCCUAUAGGCAUUGAAGGGACAUUCUUUGCCCUAUUGAUGUGCAUCGACAGUUUUGGGGCACUCUCCUCCAAGUGGGGUGGUGGUAUGGUUCUUCAUGUGUUGCAUGUAACAAGAACAGAUUUUACCAACCUGUGGCUGGCACUUCUUAUUAGGAACUUAUUGAGAUUUUCAGCAUUGAGUUUGAUUUUUCUCAUUCCUAAAGGGGCCCAAUUAGAUUUUAUGGCUUCAUCAGACCUAUUGAGGAAGAAUCAAGAUAUGACCACAGAAGAGGAAGGCUUGCAACUUAUGCCCAUGGAUGAAAAACCUGAUGAAUCUUAGAUGUUUGUAUAUCUAAAUACUAUUAAACGCUUAAAUGAUUAUUUUAUUUGCAUUC